This is a messenger RNA of Zea mays, 936 nucleotides long. RefSeq lists its product as uncharacterized. The coding region runs from base 56 to 541 and encodes 161 amino acids. The transcript is spliced from 3 exons. The record is from RefSeq and is a predicted model, not a curated record. Lineage: Eukaryota; Viridiplantae; Streptophyta; Magnoliopsida; Poales; Poaceae.
CAGAAUCUGAUUCUCCGGAGCAAACGGGGCUAGAAAAAGUGUCAGGGACUGGCCCAUGCUGCUGCAGUUGGUGCUUCAGCAGGAGAGCUGGGCCGGCCCACGUAAAUCUGUACGAGAUCUUAUCCAAAAACAGCUCCGCUCCCCCUCUCCCCGCGUGCCCACGUCUUCGUCGGGGCCGUCGCCGGCGACGAGGUACGCCCCCAUCCCCGUACUGUCCCCUUUCUGCUUCGCGGAGCGCUCUUGUUCCCGCACCCUGCGCGCCCAGGGAACGGGAAAGGGGAGGAAGAAUAUGGGCGAGUUCGACGACUAUUGGGCGCGCGCGUACAGGGGCGACUCUGCGGUCCCGCACUCCGACCCGCAGCGGCUUGUCUCCACGUGGACCGGCGCCGUUGCCCUCGGCGCGGCCGCUUGCGUCCACCACCACGCCUCCGCGCUCGCCUCCCACCUCAAGUCCCUACCAGCGACUUGGCAAGACAUGACAUUGGCGCUUGAUCAAAAGCGAUGGAAGAAAGCUAUUGAGAAAAAGCAACAGCGAGCUUAAGGUCAACUAAAUUGACUUUUUUAUCAGAUGAUGACAGUUGACAUCGACCGUGUCAUGUUCUAUCUUUUUUUAUAAAAGGGUCAGGUUCUAACUUGCUUACGCUUCCUCCUGUUUGCUACAGCUCAUUAUUCUUUCCUGCCCCUUGGGCCCCAGUUGGAUGAGCAUGUGUCUGGUCAUCAAUGUGGCGCAUGAAGUUUCAGAGUUUUCUAUCUCUAUACACAUAAUGUAUUGACUGAGGUUCUACUUUUGGUUUCCCUGUGUAGCGUUAGAGCACUGUGAAAACGAAUGAAUUAUGUUAAACUGCCCCCAUUUUUUAUGUUUGCUACAUCCCGGAUCCUCACAUGACAUUCAGAAUGAUUCAUCUGUUCUUGAAAUCUUUAUUAUCCCUUUUAACA